Messenger RNA from Aureobasidium uvarum, 2550 nucleotides. The record is from the annotation of a GenBank genome assembly. Lineage: Eukaryota; Fungi; Ascomycota; Dothideomycetes; Dothideales; Saccotheciaceae.
AUGGCGGAACCUCGCGUCAAGCUUGAAAUAGUUGACCACGCUUCUGCCGUUUCCAACCACAACGACAACAACUCUGCCAUCCCAUCUGCGCCUCAGUCUGCGCCAUCCGACGACACUUCAACCAUGGCUGCUACUACACCUGCACCUGGCGCCUUCAACACGUGUAACACCCAAGAUCAAGCUCGUCAAGAUAACGACCCACAGCUCGACCUCCUCGGUCGCCCUGUGCAAAAGCUUGUUCAGUUGAUCAAGGAUCUGGAACAGCUUGGAGUGGAGACACGCAACCUGCCUCUGCCGAAGAUCGUUGUUGUUGGCGAUCAGUCUGCUGGCAAGAGCUCGCUCAUCGAGGGCAUCAGCGGUAUCAAGGUCCCCCGUAGUGACGGCACAUGCACGAGAUGCCCUCUUGAGAUCACCCUGUUCUCUUCUGAAGACGCUGCUUGGUCUUGUAAGGUGUCGUUGCAACAGAGAUUCACCUUCGACUCGGAGGCCGAUCCCGACGGUCGCUAUGGCAAGUGGCGCGAAGAUCACGCUCCGACAACCAUUGACUUCGCCGUCGUACACAACAAGGAUGAGCUCGAGGGUGUUCUCAGCCGUGCUCAACGCGCUACGCUCAACCCUGGUGACAAUUUGUUCGAGUACCUCAACGCCUCUUCUGUCGACGACAUGCUGAUGAAGGUCGAGUUCUCGCCCAACAAGGUGGUUCUCGCCAUCACCGCACCCGGCCAACCCAGCCUGUCUUUUAUUGAUCUACCUGGAGUGAUCCGUCAAAUGACAACGGCUGCUGACAAGUGGCUUGUCAAGCUGGUCGAGAAUUUCGUUGCCGAUCAUAUCGAGCAAGGCAAUUCUCUUAUCCUGCUUGCUCGUUCGAUGGAGUCAGACUUUGCCAACUCAAGCGGAGCUGCAUUGAUCGACCAACACGACGGUGCUCUUGCACGUACGGUUGGUUGCCUUACUAAACCUGAUCGCUGGCCUGUCGGCAGUAAGACUCAGCUCAUCAAAAAUGUCCUCAAGGGUGAUGCAUUUGCUGUUGGCCAUGGAUACUUUGUUACCAAGCAGCCUAACCAACUUGAACUUAACAACAACAUCUCUGCCGACGAUGCACGCAGAUCGGAAGUCGAAUUCUUCGCUCAGGAUCCAUGGACUACAGAGCUACAUGAUUUCCAGGACCGUUUCGGAACUUUCAAGCUUCGCGACACUUUGUCAGUUAAGCUGACCAAGCAGAUUCUUGUCACCUUGCCUAGAAUCACUAGAAUGGUGGAUGCUCGCGUCGAAGAGGUUGAAACCGAACUCACUGGGUAUCCUGACCCGCCUGAGAAUGCCUUGGGCAAAGUGCUCGAGGCAUUGACUACCUUCCGUAUCACGGUCGAGAAGCACUCUCAAGGCGUUCAUCCUUACAACGAGAUGCACAAUUCCCUCAAGGAUCUGGCUAACACCUUCCACGCCAACCUGCAAGGGCUUCGCCCUGGCCUUGUCGUUGCAACCCCCGAGACAUUCCGUCAAGCUAUCGAAGCCCCGACUUUCUCUCUGCUUUCUGAUGACGACGAAGGAGGCGGUACUCCCUGUCCUAGCGUCGAACCGUCCAAGUCAAACAAGAAAAGAAGAGCCGAAUUCAACACACCUACCACUUCGACUGCAAAGAAGAUCAAGUCCGAUGUCGCUACACCUAGAAACAGUUCCGCUCCUACAACCAUGAAGAAGACGUUCCGCCUGCUUGAGGUUCGCGAAACUCUGAGCAAGCUUACGGCUUCGAGCGUUCCCGGCGGGGUUGACCCUCUCGCUGUCGACCAUCUUCGCAAACAAACUCUUGCCGGUUGGGCGCAGCCCAUGCUCGAAUUCAUCAACAGCGUUCACCAAGAGAUUCAGAGCACCUUGGACCAACUUCUCGAAGAGGCUUGUGCCCAAUGGCUCAACACCGCCUUCUUCAGCGAGGCCAGGAAGAUCGUUAAGGCUUUCGUGGUCAAUGCUAUGCGCGACCAACUGCAGCAAGCGAAGCGCGCUCUAGACUUGGAGCAGCGUAAGCCUCUGACCCUAAACACCGAGGGGUUCAAACACCAUCACGACAAAGAGCUGCAGAUCUUGCAAGACGGCCGUACUACUCAAAGAUUGGUCGAGAAACUGGAGAACGCCGACCGCGCCGCCGGCAAGAUCUUGGUCGACCAGACCGAGCGUAAAAAGAAGGCCAGGACUGAUGUCAAGGCCAGAGCCGAGCUCGGUGACGAUCCCUUUGCAGAGGAGAUCAAGGUCAUGGCCAAAGUCGGAGGCUACCACAAUGUCGCUCUCCUUCGCUUCUUGGACCAUGUCGUUCAGGGUAUUCAGGCCGAGGUUCUCCACGAACUCGAGACUAACCUAAUGCCACAGCUAAAGGCUGGCUUGGAGGUUGAGACUCGCGAUGCCCAGGAACGUUGCAAGGAGCUCUUGGCCGAGGACCGUGAGCGCGAGAUCCGUCGCAAGGAGCUGCAGAAGGAGAGAACCAACUUCAUCGAAGCUCAGCGCAAGCUCGCUGCCAUCGGUCUGAUUGGAGAGGACGUCGCUUCGCUGACUGGCAACUAA